AAUUAGUCGCACCGCGUAGUUCGAAGCAAGUGGAUUAAAUGGUGACGAAAGAUACAGUCGCUCCGUCGCCGGCCGCCAAAUGAAGUAUUCAUUAUCCUGGACAAGCAAUUAGCACGUCGCCAGUGAAACGGGUCACUUCGCAGUCAAAGGAUGCGCAUUGGCAUUGCUGCUCAUCCGACGUGUUGGCCGGCAGAAUCACGCUUAAUCAAGAGACCCACUGGGAAUGCGGAGCCUUAACCGGAUCUCGGUGUCUGUGUCCUGUUUUCGGCUUUUCCGGUCCGGUGUCCCGUGUGUCCCGUGCGUUCGAUUGUCUCUGAUUUCACGCAAAUGUAAUCCUCGACCGCUUGAUUUCGGUGCGUUUUUCGGUUUGUGUUUCGUGACUUGAGUAAAGGCAAAAGUUGAUUCAUCAGCCGCAGGAUACGGGCAAACAAACAAACAAGCAAAUGGAGCUGGGCGAGUUCACACGGGCUUGAGUUUGUGUGUGCGUCAGCACAAAAAUAAAAUAGUGAAAAUAUAAAGCACAAUACCACGGCAGCGACACAUCCUUGAAUCCUUCGUUCAUAUAUAUAUAUAUAUGUAUGUGUAUAUAUAGUAUAAGCAUAUAUGGUGAGAGCGAAACGAGCGCUCAGUCACGCAAAACGCCAGCGCACUUUGACCUCAUUUUGGGCAACGUUUUACGCUCGAGUGUGUGACCCUGCCACGCCCCCAACCAUACUGCCGCCCCCUUCGACAUGUGUGUGCGCAAGUUCUCCUCUUUCGGGCAUAAUGAUUUCAGCACAACACAGCACAGGAAGCAAAUUAAAUCAAUAAGUUGGCGUAUCAUCGCUUAAACAGGAUAAACUGCAGAUUGCAAUUUUAGUGCAGUGCUAUUUCUUUUUUUUUUUUGCACCCUCCAUUGAAAUGGUUUCCAAGUGUUCGUUUGUGUGAUGCACGUAAUUAAGCCAUUUUUGGCCAGUUAAUAAAAACGCACAAAUGCGAACGCAUUUAAUUCAAUAAAUACGGGAUAUACAAAUGCGCACUGAUAUGGAAAUUUUCAAAAUUCCACUCGAUUUUGAAUGCAUUAACAAAUGUAAAUUAUAUAGAAUUUAAUGUAUCUGCGCCUUUCCCGUUAACAUGGUCAUUUUGGCUAAUGAAAAUAAUAAACUCGUUUCCGGAAAUGCAUUUAAAUAAAUAUUAUUUAUAAAUACCCGCCUGAAAGUCCUGUAAUGGCAAAACAAGUGCAAGUUAAAUGUAUGUAAAUGAUGCCAAUUAUAUUCGCCUAUGUAAAAAAGUCUUUGUUUUGUAAAUCAAUAAACGAAAUUGAAGCCUAUAAUGUGUGUCGCCGCAAGAUAUUAACAAUUAUAUACAAAUUGCAUUUUAAUGUAUUUAACGGAUCAACAUAAAAUCGUGAUGUAAGGAAAACUCAGCGAUUACAGUUCAAGUUUAUUGAAUGCGGAAAAAAAUCGCUGUGCAGUUCAACAAUAAAUAUUUUAUUAAACUAUUACUUAAUUAAAUUCUGUGCAAAUAUUUAAUCAACCGAAAUACACGAGAAACUUUAUAACACGUGCAAGAAUUCCACAAUAUUUCAACAAAAAAAUGAGUUAAAUCAAUGUUGUGAAUUUAAAAGGAAAUGUACACAAUCUGAAAAUGGAUUCAAUGCCAUAAAAAUGCCUGAUAAUUUAAAGCAAUAUCUAAACAGCCAUUUAAUCAAAGUAAAAAGUUUUAUCAUAAGUUAUAGUUAUACGGUAUAAAAAAUAAGUUUUAAAGCCAAAACUUCCAAAGCCUAAACUAAUAAACUUAAUACACGAAAGCACCAAAAGGUUUAAGGAUUUCAAGUUGGCCAACACCAAUCAAUAAAGUUGGCCAAUUGCUAUGGGCCAUUUAUGACAUGCCGGUGUGUUCGCAAGGAAAAAUAGGCCAUUGCCUAUCCUCCGUCCACAAAAUGGCAUUCCCUUAUAUCUGGGCACUACUGGCCCUCAUCUGCUCCGCUUCAGGUCUCAGCCUACCCAACAUGACCUCAACGGAUGCAGUGGUUGCCGGUGGAGGCAUUUUGCCAAUCCUGGUUGCAGGAAAUCCCGGCAAUCUGGGGAGCAGCAAUAUGAGCCUGAGCGGCGGGGGAGGAUUGACCGGCAGCAGUCCCGGCGGACAAUCGUUACCGGAUACCGGAGGAGGCAACUCUGCGGGCGGCUCGCCGGCGGCUGGCAGCAGCGGUACCGGCGGCGGUGGCAGCAACAGCGGCAUCAGUGGCAACAACUCGGCCAUGAUCCAAGGACAAAAGAGCAACCAGUACGAGAAGUGUGCGGGUCCUGGAGAUCCGGGUCCCUGCAAGCAGUACAUCUACAAGUGGCGCUACGAGCCAACCACCAACGAGUGCACCAACUUCAUUUGGGGCGGUUGUGAAGGAAAUCCGCAGAACCGUUUUGGCACCGAGGCGGAGUGCCUGUUCCACUGCAUCGGCGGACCACACACUCUGCCACCGUUCCUGCAAUCCACCACCCGUGAGCCGAGCACCACGGAAAGCUCCAUGCUUCUGGGUCUGCCGUACACCCAGAGUCCGGCUCAGUCGCCGGACGGAAUGGGCGGGGCCGAGGGCGGCGAUGGAACAACGCCCGUGCCCAUUGAACAGCGCGGACCCGAGCUGACUUUCGCGGAGACGGGACAAGGCAAAACUUUCAUUUUCGCCAAGAACAACACGUUCAUCCAAAUGGACGGCGACAUCAUACAGACAUUUCAAUUAAGACUUUGCCGUGAGAUUUCAUUUCAAUUCCGCACCCGACUGCCGCACGGCCUGCUCGUCUAUCACAACGUUAAGAAUCCGGAUCGCAUUAUUUUGGACCCCUAUGCACUCUACGUGAUUGUGGAGAAGGGCCAGCUGAAGGUGGUCCAUGUCUUUGGCAAGCAUUCAACGAGUGUCACUGUGGGCGAGAGUCUAAAUCGAGAUGAAUGGCACAGUGUGAUGGUGCGCAUCGAUGUCCAUGGCGCAAGAUUAAUUGCACGCGUCGACAAUAGUCAGGAGGAGGUCUAUCUGAAAGGACUGAAUCACGAGUACAACUACGGCGUCUCCACGAAUCUGCCAUCGGUGGUCCUGGUCGGAGGCCUUUCCUCGGAGGAGAAGCUGCACGGCGUGAAAUACAUUACUGAGUCCUUUGUGGGCUGCAUCCGCAAUGUGGUCCUGAGCUCCGGCAAGGCCGCCUCUGACCUCCUACCCAUCGCUCCCCUGGUGGCCACCAAGCACGAGAACGUCAACGAGGGAUGCUCGGACAUGUGCGAAUCCCGGCACAACCUCUGCUUCGUGGGAUCGCGCUGCAUCAACCACUACGGAGGAAUCUCCUGCGACUGCUUUGGCACCCACUACGAGGGCGAGCACUGCGACAUUUACACGGCCACCAUAAUCACAUUGCGAGGAGCUAGCUAUGUAUCCUACAGGAUAUACGACUGGAAGGAUCGGGUGCACUCCUCCACCAGGCGUAUUAGUCUGAUGUUCCGCACGAAUUUCGACGAUUCAGCACUAUUCUACGCCAGUGGCGAAUCACUGAAACAUCAGUAUAUAGCGGCUUCCAUUAAAAACCAGUCGGUUCACGUGGAAAUGGACUUUGGCGACAAUGUGAUGAGCACCGUGCUCACCGACGACCUGACCCGCGGAUAUUGGCACAAUCUGACGAUACUACACGAACAGCGAACGGUUAGCAUUAUCCUGGAUCAGCAGCAAAAGGUCCUGGAACUGCCAGCCACGGCCAGUGGGAAUAUGCUCUUCGAUCCGGAGAUAUAUUUCGGCGGAGGACCGGAACUGCACAAAAAGAAGGGUCUGGCCUCACAUAACAAUUUCGUGGGCAGCCUGAAGUAUGUCUACUACAACGACAUCUCCAUUCUGUACGAACUGCAGCGGGGUAAUCCCAAGGUGCACUAUCACGGCGUGCUGGAGGCGGAGUUUGUCGAGAACGAAGUGAAUGUCAUACCAAUCACCUAUCCCUUUGCGACAUCACACAUUUGGUGGCCCAUAAAUCACGCCGAGGAAUUUAAUAUUAAAUUCGAUUUCCGCAGCAGUCGGCCGGGCGCGGUGCUGGCCUACAGUGACGUAACGACCAGUGCCGGAAAUGGCUUCUGGGAGAUACGUCUGACGUCGGACAAACUAAGUUUCGAUCUGGUACCCGAUGUCAACAACAAUGUAACCCACUCGACCACCAUUAAAAUCAAUAGGGCCACCUCCUGGCACAGCGUGGAGCUGGACUAUAAGCUGGGCGAGAUUCGGUUCACGGUGGACUAUCGGCACACUCUCAGCCAGAUGUACGGCUUAACCUUUAACAUCGGGGACAAACUGAUCAUUGGCAGCAGCUUAAAGUCGGCAGCCAUGGGCUUGGUGGGCUGUAUACGGGAUAUAGAAAUCAAUGGACAUUUGAUCGAGCCGCGACAUGUUGUCAAAACUGAACGAGUUGUGGGAGAGGUCGCCCUGGACAACUGCAACUACAUAGAUCCGUGCAAAAGACCCAAUACCUGUGAGCAUGGUGGCAAAUGCUUUGUAAAGGACGAUCGAGUCACCUGUGAUUGCAAACACACGGGUUAUAUAGGCAAAAAUUGUCACUUUACCAAGUACAGAAAGACCUGUGAGGAGCUGGCACUCUUGGGUUUCACCAAAUCGGAUGUCUAUCUCAUCGAUAUCGAUGGCAAUGGUGUUUUUCCACCUGCCCAUGUCAAGUGCGAUUUCCAGAGCCUUGAGAAUGCCACCAAAACGAUUGUGGAGCACAAUCUGCCCAGCCAAGUGGAUGUGCGAUCCGCCAGGGAAUCGGACUUCAGCUUCAACAUCAGAUAUAGGGAAUUUUCACCCCACAUGCUGCAGGAACUUAUCUCACAUUCACUGUACUGCACUCAGUACAUCAAGUACGACUGCUACCGGGCUCAGUUGGAACUGCACUCGGCCACCUGGUUCACAUCCUCGGCCAAGAAUCUCACCGUCGACUUCCUGGGCAAUGUCAAGAGAGGCGCCUGCCCGUGCUCCGUUAACAAGACGUGCGUGGAUCCGAAUCAAUCAUGCAACUGCGAUGUGAAGGAGAACAAAUGGAAUUCGGAUGAGGGCUACUACCAGGAUCCCCAGAGCCUGGGCAUUACCAACAUGUACUUCCUGCAGCAGAAGGAUAUGGAUGACGAGGCCCAGGGUCGCAUCACUCUGGGUCCCCUGGAGUGUGUUGAAACAAAUACGCAAAAGUACGUGGUCACCUUCACCACAUCGCAGUCGUACAUCGAGGUGCCCGGCUGGAGGAAGGGCGACAUCGCCUUCUCGUUCCGCACCACCGGCGAGAAGGCCAUCCUGCUGUUCCAGCCACCCAUCCGGCCGCACUAUCCAUCGUUCAUGGUGGCGCUGACCGGCGAUGACCAGCUCACGUUCACCUUCACCCUGAGCACGGGCACCACCCGCGAGCUGGUCAUUAACUCGCACCGCCGGCUGAACGGCGGCGAGUGGCAUAAAAUAUGGAUCGACUACAACCAGUAUCAUGUGCGCUUCAUGAUAAACACCGAUUACCAGAUGCUCGAUUUGCUGCCCGAGGAGGAGUUCGGCCCGUUCGAGGGCAGCAUGUACAUCGGUGGCGCCACAUUCGACCUGCUGAAGAAGCUGUCAGUUAAGGCCGGCCUUAUUGGCUGCUUCCGUGGUCUGGUGGUCAACGGCGAGAUUCUCGACAUCUACAGCUACAUGUCGGUGCAUCUGUCGGAGAUUAUCAAGGACUGCAAGCCAUCCUGCGUCCCAUCGCCCUGUCGCAAUGGCGCCCAGUGCAAGGAGCUCUGGAGCAGCUUUAAGUGCGUCUGCAACAAUCCCUGGGCACAUAUCGGCGAAUUCUGCGAGACAAACAUCAACGAAAAGGCUCUUACCUUCAUCAACCGGGAAUCCUUCCUGAUGCGAAAUUAUCUGAGUGUGGGUGCCACACCUGUUAUCCUAAUGCACGGGAUAAAUGGCGAACGGGAUGUCCUGAAGGGAAUCCUUAACCAAGAUCUACUGAUCAAUCUACGAACAUACGACACGAAUGCCCUGGUGCUUUAUGCCAACGAUCAUUAUAAUAACUUUGUGCACCUGUACAUUAGUCUGAACCGAGAGAUUGUUUUCCUAUACAAUUACGGCGAUGAAAUUGUGAAUCUUACGCUGCUAGAUGACACCUUAAUGGCGUCUUUAAAAAGCAUUCAAGUGGCCAUCGUGCGAGGAGAGCAGGAAACUAGGAUGCAUGUGAACGAGCGCAGUGUGAGCAUCGAUAGAGGAACUCUGCUCCUUGAUGAGUAUGCCAACAAGCCUUGGAGUAAUCCGGAAAAAGAGGUCCUGUCACCCCACCGCCCGCCUGCCCCGCCCACCGAGUACUUCCAGUUCCACGUGGGCGGCUAUGAUCCGGCGAAUUUGCUGCGCCCCAAUGUGGAUGCACCGGCCCUGGAAGGCUACAUCGGGUGUGUGCGGGGCCUGAAAAUCGGAGCGCAGUUGAUCGACUUGGCGGAUAUCAAUGAAAGGAAUAUAGCGCCCACCCAGGAAGGUGUGCUGCCCAAUUGCCAGAUCAAGUGCGAUGCAGAGCCGUGCAAAAAUGGUGGCACCUGCCAGGAGCACUUUGCGGAGCAACUCUCGACAUGCGAUUGCGAGCACACGAGUUUCCUGGGUGAAUUCUGUUCGGAGGAGAAAGGAGCAGAUUUCAGUGGCGAAUCGACGUUGCAGCGCAAAUUUGAACUGCCUGGUACGGGUCGCGUUGACUAUGUGCGCCUGCAACUGGCCUUUUCGUCCUUCGACCUGAGGCGGGCCAAUCGGAUAAUGCUGCUGAUGCAAACGGAGGCUGAGCGCAGCUACUACCUUCUAUUGGCCAUCACCUCCGACGGGUACCUGCAGCUGGAGGAGGACCGAGAUAAUGGGCAAACAGUGGGCGCCCGGAUCGAUCGGAAUUUCCUGAACAGCGCCAGGCAUUCGGUGUAUUACGUCAGGAAUGGCACCCAAUCGCAGCUCUACAUUGAUCGCGAGCAGGUGCCGCUGAGCGAGUUCGCCGCACGUGUCCUUACCACCGGUGGCGAUGCUGGCUCGAAUCGCGUCCAGAUCGGCGGCAUCAACAGCACGGACUCGCGGUUCGCCGUCUUUAAAAGCUACAGCGGUUGCCUGUCGAACAUCUAUAUACAGGUGAACGGGCAUGUUAUGAAGCCACUCGAGGAGUACAUGCUAUUCACAAAGUCCGGUGCCGACAACAUAACGGUCAUCAAUCCGCAGGGCGUCCGGAGCGCCCAGUGCAACGCCAAAUUCGAUGUGAGCGAGCAGCCCACCCAGGAGCCCAUGGUUAAUGUCAGCAUGAUUCCCGAGCCAUGGGUGGAGGAGCCGCCAGCCCGCGUUCCCUACAUACCGAGAUUCGUGUACGAUGAGAACAAGCAGGAGGACUCCACGCAGGUCGUCUUCCUCACGCUGACCAGUGUCUUCGUCAUCAUCGUGAUUUGCUGCCUGCUGGAGGUGUAUCGCAGCCACUUGGCCUACAAGAAGCGCAUCGAACGCGAGACGGACGAGGACAUCAUCUGGUCGAAGGAGCAGGCAACCAAGAUGCACGAGUCGCCAGGUGUUAAGGCCGGCCUCUUGGGUGGCGUCACGGCGGGUUCGGGGAAUGGCCUGCCUCCAUAUACCUACAAGGCGUUGCCGCAGGAGGACAAAAAGCCUGGCAACGGUGCCCCAUUGGUGGGCAUUUUGAAGAACGGCAGUGCCACGCCCUCGCAGCCUGGCACGCCCACCGCGCUGUCCAAAAAUGGAGACAUCGCCUCGCGCAUCGAAGAGGAGGAAGAGGAGGAGGAUGAGGCGCCCGUGCAGAAGGCAGCGGAAAAAAGCGGCGAGAAAGAGGAGCCUCCGAAGGACACAACCGCCAGCGAAAUGAAGGAGUCACAGGCUCAGUCACCUGAACAGCUGGCAAAGGACACCACCGACGCUUCUGCCCCACCAAAAGCUUCCAAGGAGCCGGAGGCGCCGGCAGAGCCUUCGGAGCCAUCAUCUCAAUUAAACUCCGCCCAGAACGGACAGUUACCCCAAAUGGAGCAGGCGGCUGGAGGGGAUGAAGUGCAGGUGCAGGUGCCAAGUCUACCGCAGCAACAUGAAAUGCAAAAGCAGCUGCCGCCGCAACGACAACUGUCUCAACGAGGAGUUGGACUCCAGCAGCAGUCGAGCUCCAAGCGGAGGAAGCCAGGAGGAAGUGGUGCAGCCGGAGGAGCAACUGCAGUUGGGCCGGCCACAGUGCGGCGACAAGUUUCUUGGGGGCCGCCAAUCGUGGCCGAAACGGAUGUGGAUUUGGCCAACAACAGCAGCGGCAACAGCAAUGGAAAUGGAAAUCGCAAAGCGGGCGGCAAACAAAAUGGAUACCAUGGCGUCAAUAGACGGGCCACCACCACCAGGAAUUGAAGCUGGGCAACUGUCGCAAAAAACUGUCGCAGCGAGACGAAUGCCAAAAUGGCUCCUGAAAAUAUGUAUAAAAGCAUAAAUAUUUAGCCGAAUUGAUGGCAAGAAAACAAAAAACAAAAAAAACCCGGCCAAAACCAACAAGGCACAAAGGCAGCAAGCGAAAGAGCCAGAAAAACAAAAGCAAUUUGUAUAAAUAAAAGCGAGUCAAAAGUGCGACAGAGACAAAGGCAAAACAAAUAAUAUAAAUUGAAAAGAGGCAAGUCCUUGGAUUGCUGUGUAUAAAGAAAACUGUCUGCCCAUCGACUUGAAUAUUCCUCAAAAAAUACAGAAUGUCAUAAACUUUUUGCAUCAAAUGUUGCAACAACUUGAUUCGAAACUGGCUAAGAAUUUAAGACUUUAGCUUAAAUACAUUUGAACAAAGACAAAAGGAUUUCGUACUAUAGAAAACCGAACUAUUACCAGAAUUAGUGGGAUAUAUGCUUCAUACCAACUAAUAAAUUUAAGCAAGCUUUGAAAUCUUUUGUAAUUGUUAAUAUGCUUAUUUGUUUAGCAGUUAUUUUGUAAUUUUGUGUAGUUAAUAUCAAGUGCACACUUAGCAAUAACCUCUUUAAACUCAUAAACUUACAUGUAAAUUGAUACCUUUUUAGAUUUAAGCACAAAAUUAACUUUGCUGCAACGCAAAGUUGCCUCCAUUAAGUUUUAAGAAGUGCACAACUUUUUGUUUUUUGGUUUUUGUAAAUUCCAUUCUGUACUGUGUGAUAUACGAAUGUAAUAAAAGUUCUUCGGCCAGGAAAUGAGAACACAA
Messenger RNA from Drosophila simulans, 9164 nucleotides. It is a transcript of the gene axo, whose product is annotated as contactin-associated protein-like 2. Lineage: Eukaryota; Metazoa; Arthropoda; Insecta; Diptera; Drosophilidae. The transcript has 21 exons. The record is from RefSeq and is a predicted model, not a curated record. Gene Ontology annotation, molecular function: serine-type endopeptidase inhibitor activity. Bases 1868 to 8359 code for a protein of 2163 amino acids.